AUGGCGCAUACCUCUUUUCUAGCAAGACUUUCCAUCAGCGGUCCUCCUCCAACAAAAGCUCUAGAGCCCCGCCAAGCUCCCGGUGUAAUCGCAGCCUCUGAAUUCCUUCGCCGUGGCUACCAAGCUUCGGUCGUCGUAGGGAAUUGGGUUUAUAUCGACGGAGGCGAAUUCUCUUUCAUGAGCGAUGGAACGCCGCAAUAUGAAUACGCAUCAACACUGCUAUCUAUCGACCUCUCUCAGAACUGGACGAAUGCUACAGUCGCAUUACAGUCUACUACCAAACCCAACGGCGCACCCAACCUAAACAGUCCGUCACUCUGGUACCAUGAAUCGGAAAAUCUCAUCUAUUCUGGUUUCGCAGGCUGGAAUUCCUCUUUCGGCAACGAGCCAAACCUCCCUGCAAUGUCGCUCUGGACCUUCCAGCCUGAUGGGAGCGGAAGUGGAGCCUGGAAUGAGAUCAUUGAUGCCAAUUCAUCUGUAUGGUCUCAGUUGACACGUCCUGCCCAGCCGCUCAUGGCUUUUGGCUCCGACAGCGCCUGGGUCCUCGGAGGUAUCACCGCAGACUGGGAUCAGUACGCGUCGCCUGAAAAUCUCAUUCCUGGGAUGCUUCAAUUUGAUAUGGCAUCCAGGUUAUUCUCCAACUCCAGUGUCCAAUGCUGCAAUGCUACUGGCGGUAUCUACAAAGGUGCUCUGCAAUAUGUCCCAUCUUUUGGACCGGAAGGUAUACACAUCGCGAUGGGAGGACAAAACGGAAUAGGAAACAAUGGCGUAACUGCUGGGCUGAUCGACUUCGGGACGGUCUCGGUCUUCGACCCUGCAAAGCAAGAAUGGUGGAACCAAACAACCACUGGGAGCGUACCCAGUCCCAGGGUGGAAUUCUGUACUGCUGGUAUUAACUCGACCAAUGGCACAUACGAAAUAUUUGUUUACGCGGGUUGGGGCACCCAUCUUGGUCCAGCAGCUGUUCAAUAUGACACAAUCAAUAUCCUCACCCUACCGGCGUUCCACUGGAUAAGUGUUCCCUACAAUCCUGAGAACCCUCGGCACGCACUCUCUUGCAACGCUGUUGGUGGAAGCCAGAUACUCACGAUCGGAGGAGUUGACUCGAACUCGCAGGUAGCCACGGGUUUGGUUGAAGACAUUAUUGCAAGUACCUUCAAUAGCUCUCCAGACCCAUUUGCGCAGGGCUUAGCAAUAUUCGAUAUGACGACUAUGGCCUUCUCCAAUCAAUAUACUGCUGGGGCUCUACCAUACGAGCAGUCCGAGGUGGUGAAGCAAUUCUACUCACAAUCAAAUGAAGCAUAUAAAAACAAUCUCACACCUCAAGUUUCGGAGCUUUUAAAUGUCACCCAUUUUUUUAAUAGCACGUCCACCAAUAAUUCCUCUUCCUCGUCCGGCUCUUCCAGCACACCUUCAAGUCCUGCAACCUCCAAACAGUCUGAAUCUAAUGGUCUCAAAUCCGGCGCUAUAGCAGGGAUUGCUGUCGGUGCCUCCGCAGCCUUCUUUGCAAUUGCCGCUGGCAUCGGCUACCUACUCAGAAGGCGUAGGGCUUCGCAAAAAUCUGAAACGCCGGAAACAACAUCGAAGAACGAGUACAAAGAGAUGGCGUCCGUCAAUUUCGAGAACCAUGAGUUGCACGAGAUGAACGGACCUGGACGGGCGUUCGAGCUGCAGGAGCAGAGCGUUCAGGAGUUGGAGCACCCAGUAGUGCCAGUGGAACUGCAGGCACACCAAAACUUUCACCGGGACUGA
Messenger RNA from Letharia lupina, 1752 nucleotides. RefSeq lists its product as uncharacterized. The coding region runs from base 1 to 1752 and encodes 583 amino acids. The record is from RefSeq and is a predicted model, not a curated record. NCBI's taxonomy places the organism in Eukaryota, Fungi, Ascomycota, Lecanoromycetes, Lecanorales, Parmeliaceae. The transcript is spliced from 6 exons. Gene Ontology annotation, molecular function: protein binding.